Messenger RNA from Hypanus sabinus (Atlantic stingray), 3611 nucleotides. RefSeq names its product arf-GAP with dual PH domain-containing protein 1-like. Gene Ontology annotation, molecular function: phosphatidylinositol bisphosphate binding; GTPase activator activity. Gene Ontology annotation, cellular component: intracellular membrane-bounded organelle; plasma membrane. The transcript has 13 exons. Bases 234 to 1355 code for a protein of 373 amino acids. Lineage: Eukaryota; Metazoa; Chordata; Chondrichthyes; Myliobatiformes; Dasyatidae. Gene Ontology annotation, biological process: positive regulation of GTPase activity. The record is from RefSeq and is a predicted model, not a curated record.
CCGCUCAUUGGCAGGGGUUUCCCUAUCACGCUGUCCUUAGACUGUCUGUGCACAGAGGGGGGAAAAAAUCGGAAAAGUGAACGAUGAUGCAAUUUUAGGAGGUGUGGCAAUUUUUUGGGGGGGGGGGAAUUUCGUCAUUGUUAAAUUUUACUUAAAAAAUAAGGAAUUGGAGCUCGCUGGGUCUUGACCGAGAGGAAGAGGAGAGCGAGCACUGCUCCAGCUAUCUCGGUAGCAUGGCGGUCGAGAGGAACAGGAGGAUUUUGCAGGAUUUUCAGGCAAAUCCGAGCAACCAGACGUGUGCAGAUUGCGGAGCGGACGACAACGAUUGGGCAUCUUACACGCUUGGAAUUUUUAUCUGUUUAAAUUGCUCAGGAAUUCAUCGAAAUAUUCCUCAAGUUAGCAAAGUGAAAUCCGUUCGAUUAGACGCCUGGGAGGAUGAAGAAGUUCAGUUUAUCACUUCCAACGGGAACAGCAAAGCCAAAGCAAUAUAUGAAUCAAAGUUUCCGCCAUUCUAUUAUAGACCAACAUUUACAGAUUGCCAGAAUUUACCAGGAAAUUGGAUGAAGGCAAGGCAUCAAAGGCAAGUUUAUUGUCAUAAGUACAGUCCAUAUUCACGAGGUUACAGAGAAGGCUUCCUGUGGAAACGAGGGCGUGACAACGGUCAGUUCUUAAGCAGGAAGUUCAUUUUAACUGAGCGGGAAGGCGUCCUGAAGUAUUUUAACAAACACGACGCUAAAGAACCAAAAGCCAUUCUAAGGCUCGAACAGAUUAAUGCCACCUUCCAGCCAGUAAAGAUAGGGAAUCCAAAUGGGUUGCAAAUUACAUAUUUAAAAGACAACAGCACAAGGAACAUAUUUGUCUAUCACGAGGAUGGAAAGGAGAUUGUUGACUGGUUCAACGCAAUCCGAGCAGCACGUUUCCAUUACUUACAAGUGGCUUUCCCAGGAGCCAGUGAUGCUGAUCUGGUGCCAAAACUGACCAGGAAUUAUGGGAAGGAAGGAUAUAUGGAGAAAACGGGUCCGAAGCAAACAGAGGGUUUCAAGAAACGAUGGUUCACAUUAGACGACAGGAGGCUGAUGUACUUUAAGGACCCACUGGAUGCCUUUGCUCGGGGUGAAGUGUUCAUUGGGAGCAAGGAGAACAGCUACAGUGUGUUAGACGGUCUUCCACCAACCAUCCAAGGAAACCACUGGCAAUAUGGAAUAACCAUAGUAACCCCUGACAGGAAGUUCCUGUUUGCAUGUGAAACGGAAGAUGAGAGGCGAAUUUGGAUGGAAGCAUUUCAGAAAGUUAUCGACAGGGCAAUGUUGCCCCAGGAGUAUGCAGUGGAAGCACAUUUUAAGCACAAGCCAUAAGAGAACCCUUGAUUUUGGAGGCUGUGACUACAUUGGCAACAUCACCUGGCCCUCAUGGGUCGGACCAGAAUAUGAAUUGUUUGGUAUUUGUGCAGCAGUCUGUUCCUCUCUCUUUCCCUCCAACCCUCCAACUUCAGCCUUGCCUCCCAAACCCCAGUCACCUCCCCCAUGCUUUCCAGUGGGUGGGGAGGGGUAGGGCAGAGAUGUCCAUCAGAAGACAACUGGACUGUGGCAGGAAGUGAGUUUGAAAGUGAUGUGCAUGUCGCUAACCAAGAGCAUGAAUUUUGGAGAAUUCCCAAAACCAGGCUACAAUUCACACACCAUUCUGCAUGACUAAUUCUAAUCAUUAAUAGUUAAUCCCUGAAUGCUCCUGCCACAAUAAGACACUAUAAAUCCAACAUAAAAAAGCUGUUUUAAAGAAAAAUCAUUCUCUUGGUCUAUGUAACUACUCAUUGUGUCAAUUUUCCACAAUUCACCAGUAAGAAAUGGGCAUUGCCCUUUAAACAAUUUUACUUGAGUAUUUGAAGUGAAGAUUAAAGUGGACUGUGUAACCUUUAACCAACAAUCUAUGUGGGGGAAAACAAGCUUCCAGUGUCCAUAAAGAGAUUUUGUGUUAAUUGUAUUUGUGGCCAUUCAUCUACAAGACUUGUUUAAAAAAAUUCUCCUCUAUAAGCAUUUUCUUCAGGCUGUUGAGAAAAAGCUGGUGUUAGUGCAAAUGAAAUAUUGUAACUUGAUGAAAGCUAGUAUGUCUCAGUGGUAUUGCUUUCUUCCAUAAAAUGAUACUGCUUGAAUUAAAUUGUGUCUAGCUGUUUGCAGAGGGCAUGUUCUCAAAGAGACAUUGACUGCCGUUAAAUAGUACAGUACAAUGCUAGUUACUCGAAAUUGCUGAGUUUAAAGCUUUUAGUGAUAUGUCGUGUUUUGUGAAGUCUGUGACAGAUUAUAGUGUAAUAUAUGAUUACCUUGCUAAACAUUGUAAAAAAACUUCCCACAUUCUUCCAAAUGUCAUCUUUUAAGUGUGCAUUUCUUGUUUAGAAUUGAUGUAAAGAAAAUCUGAAAAUUAAGUUGUGAAUAAGUUUCUGUAAUUAAUUCAGUUGUUAAUUUUUAUUAAUUUGAGUGCAGCCAUUUUGACAGUGCAGUUGCAUUAAAUAUUACACUAAGCUUAUUCUUAGUACCUCAACAGUGGGACCAGUACUUUUUGGUGAGACAUUGUCUCAACCCAAAUCAUUAAAAAUCCCUAAAGUUCCAAAUAGAAGUAGCAUUCUUUCACAGAACUUGUAUAAUAAGUUAACAUGGUUGUUACAUGCAAGCAGGGCUUGAGUUUGAAGGUGAAUACAGAGAUGUUGGUAGAAGGAUUGGCAUGAUGCUGAGAUGCAUCCCAGGAUGUGCAGGGACACGUCAUUGGGUGUUUAGGGGCAACAUCAUACACUCUGGCCCAGGCGACCUAGCCGGGUUUGAUCAGGCCCUGACUUGUGCCCCAGCAGCAUUGGUCCAUGGUCACACCUCUUGAAUGUAGUUCUCAACCUUGGAAGAGAAAAUGAGCCAAUGUUGAAGGGUCCCUGUAACUGCCUGAUGGCAUGAAAAUUAGAUUUUGUCAAUUGAUGCAUAAGAUUCAUUGCUUCCACAUGAGUCACUGGAAGUAGUGUCAUCAGAUAGCUGAUGUCAAAUUUGCACUCGUUGAUGUCAGCAGCCUUCAGGAAAGCCUCAGAGGAUUUGUUAGAUCAUUUCUCUUUAUAGAUAUCAAGUAAGUGUCAAUUAAUUGAAAUAAGUCUGUUCUCUCCUUAAUUACAAAUCUAAAGUAAACUUUUCAGAUUCUAAUUUAUAUAUUUAAAGACAGGUGCAAUCCAUUAUUUCACACAUUUUCCUCCCUCUUUAAAGUGAUGAUGUGCUAAACUCAUGUAGCUAAAUCUUCCUUUUAUUUCUUUCAUCUUUGUAGAUACCAUGAUUCUCCCCUCCCCACCCCCAAUUGACCUGUAACAUGGAUUUUUUUUAGAUAUUUAAUGUUACAACACUGACAAAAGUAAGCUGGUUAAUUGCAGAGGAGCAUAAACUAGUGCGCUAAAUACUUGAACAGGAAAGUUAUUGUAAAGAAUGAGAUUAAAUCCCAAUCAUUGCGAUAACACAAAAGAUAGGAUUAUUUGAAACAUAAAUGUAUUCAUGUUAAUUCCUUUAAUAUUUACAUUUGACUAUGGAAACGCACAACCUACAAUGGAGAAAAUAGUGCUGAAAUGAAAUGCUUAUUAAAAAUUUUACUUUGUA